This is a messenger RNA of Lampris incognitus (smalleye Pacific opah), 2403 nucleotides long. RefSeq lists its product as uncharacterized. Gene Ontology annotation, molecular function: alpha-galactosidase activity. The record is from RefSeq and is a predicted model, not a curated record. Gene Ontology annotation, biological process: glycoside catabolic process; oligosaccharide metabolic process; glycosylceramide catabolic process. Gene Ontology annotation, cellular component: cytoplasm. Lineage: Eukaryota; Metazoa; Chordata; Actinopteri; Lampriformes; Lampridae.
AUGGCCCUUGGGUUCACACUGGGAGCCGUGGGAGGUUGUGUGCUGGGAGCCACAGAGGACCCUGUGGACAAAGUCUUGUCAGUGUUGACCACAAAGAACUCCAUGACACCCUUGAUGAACGAAGUCCGAAUGGUGGGGGCUUUGGGACUGGGCACCCUCAUAGGAGCGACCGCGCUGACCACAGCAAUGACCUCAGUCGUGGCUGGGGUGAUCCUAGCGGCAGCCAUAGCCUCAAUAAUCCUGGCCGCUAGGAGCUGCACCGAGUCCCACACAGACUUCAUAAUGUUGUGGGCAUCAGCCGGAUUUGCAGGCGCCUUGGGGACCACACUCAGCGGAGCCACACUCGGAGUCAUUAUUGAGUGGAUCGUGAUGAAGUCGGGCAUGUUAGGACUGCUCUGGGCGCUGGCCAUAUUCACCAUGAUCAAACCGGCCCUGCACUUCUUAUUCAAGCUCAUUUGGCGGCAAGGGCAGGUAUGUUGCGACCCGGUACAAGCAGCCCUCAAUGGAGAGAGGGGACAGAAGGACAGAGAUGCCAGAGAGAGGCAGCAGAGAGAUAGGGUAACCAUUCAGUUGGAGCAAAGGAUCCUCAUGCUUGAAAGGGGAGGGAGGGUGAAUGAGCUGGAACACAGGACAGCCUGGCAGGCCGACCGCAGGCAGAGAGACAAGAUUGAAAGGGCCCCGAUGACGAUGAUAGCCGUAGCCAUGUCGGGGUUUGGGAUGUAUGGUUACGGGGGUCACCAAUCUGUGUUCAUAGCACUUCUGGUUUUAGUCACACUUAUAGCCUACUUAUUGUUGAAAUCAUCCGACUUCAAGUUCUGGAUGUUGGCUGGGUGCAUGGGAUUGCUUGCAACCUUUGUCAUAGCGGUUCUGACUUUACACGCUGGACAGGAAGUUGUAACAGCCUCCAUGAAGAUGCAAGCUGCGGGGGAGCAUCAAUCCAGGGAGAACAUUGGCGCUCGCAUGAACUACCGGUCAGCUCUGGAGGCUUUGAACACGGGGGUUUUCAUGGCAAAGCUGUGCCAGUUGGGCUUAGGGGCUAUGAUGGGGGGGGCGCUGGUGAGGCGAGGAGCUGGAAAGGAGAAAGUCAUCAUCGGGGCAGCUGGGAUGGCAGGAGCUUUACUGGUCCUGGUGGAGGCUUUAGCCCCUGUGCUUGGGGACGGGGGGAAAUCCGAAAUGAAGUUUUUUACAUUACUUCUGCUGCUGAACCUAAUCUCAACCGGCAUGGCCUUAGAUGAUGGAUUACUCAGGACUCCACCCAUGGGAUGGAUGGCUUGGGAACACUUCCGUUGCAAUGUUGACUGUAAAAGCGACCCCAAGAACUGCAUUAAUGAGGAUCUGUUCAGAGACAUGGCUGACAGAAUAGCUGAGGAUGGCUGGAAGGAGCUGGGGUAUGAGUAUGUGAUCAUCGAUGACUGCUGGAUGUCCAUGCUGAGAGACACCGAGGGGAGGUUGCAGCCCCACCCGUUUAGGUUCCCAGGGGGAAUCGCAAAGCUUGCCAGGUACGUCCAUGACCGUGGACUGAAGCUUGGCAUCUAUGCAAACAUGGGCACUCACACAUGUAUGGGCUACCCUGGCACUACGCUGGAUAAAAUUGAGAUCGAUGCCCAGACCUUUGCUAGCUGGGGUGUGGACUAUUUGAAGUUUGAUGGUUUCAACUCAAAUGCUAUAGAGCAAAUGUUAGGUUACCCAUUGAUGUCCAAGGCUUUAAAUGCAACAGGUAGACCUAUAGUCUAUUCCUGCAGUUGGCCUGUCUAUGUGGGUGGAUUGCCACCCAGUGUGAACUACUCUCUUUUGGGGGAUAUCUGCCACUUGUGGAGGAACUAUUACGAUAUUCAGGACUCAUGGGACAGUGUGCAAACCAUCACUGAUUGGUUUUCUACCAACCAGGAUGACCUACAGCCCGCUGCAGGACCUGGCCGAUGGAAUGAUCCUGACAUGCUUAUCAUAGGAAACUUUGCUAGUUUGGACCAAGCACGCUCUCAAAUAGCUCUGUGGGCUAUAAUGGCUGCACCUCUUACCAUGUCAAAUGACCUUCGAACCCUGAGCAAUGAUGCCACGGCCAUCGUGCAAAACAAAGUUGCCAUCUCCAUCAACCAGGACCCCCGGGGUAUCCAGGGAAGACGUCUGCUGCAGGAGAAGAGCCACAUUGAAGUGUACUGGAGGCCUUUGUCCAAUUCAGCCAGUGCCCUGGUGUUCCUAUGUCACCGCCAGGACAUGCCAUACCUUUACACUACUUCUCUGGCAAAGCUCAAAUACCAAAAUUGCAGCUAUGAGGCGUACAAUGUACUUUCUGGCAAGACAGUGACUGGGUUGACUGCCAUAACAGAGUUCACAGUCUCCAUCAACCCCUCCGGUGUUGUUGUGUGGUACGUCUACCAAGCUAAAUGGUCUCUCUUGGCUUAA